GAUGACGCUAAAGUAGAAGAACAAAAGUCGCCGUAGUCAGUCACGUCUCGGUAGCGGGCAGUGAAGGUUACCUGCUUCAACAGUGCUUGAACGGCAACCUUUCCACUGUCUUCUUUUUUCUUCACCAAGACAAAAAGAACAACGUAAUAGCCACGUUUAACUGUGCAACCCAAAUCGAUUUAUCUCGCAAGCUAACGUCUUUGUUUUGCUAACAACGCGCGUCAUUGACACGUCUUUUCGCCAACAAAGCCUCUGAAUUAAGAACAAUGACUUCCCAGGUGAGACAGAACUUCCAUCAGGACUGCGAGGCUGCAAUCAACAGGCAGAUUAACCUAGAGCUGUAUGCCUCCUACGUCUAUCUGUCCAUGGGUUACUACUUUGACCGGGAUGACCAGGCUUUACACAAUUUUGCCAAGUUCUUCCGUAAUCAGUCACACGAGGAACACGAGCAUGCAGAGAAGCUCAUGAAACUUCAGAACCAGCGGGGAGGGAGGAUCUUCCUUCAAGAUGUCAGGAAGCCAGAACGGGAUGAGUGGGGCAGUGGUGUCGAGGCUCUUGAAUGUGCACUGCAGCUUGAAAAAAGUGUCAACCAGUCUCUUCUGGACUUGCACAAACUGUGCUCCGAUCACAAUGACCCACAUCUGUGUGAUUUCAUCGAGACCCACUACCUAGACGAACAGGUAAAGUCCAUCAAGGAGUUGGGAGACUGGGUGACCAACCUACGUCGCAUGGGUGCCCCGCAGAAUGGCAUGGCAGAAUACCUGUUUGACAAACAUACUCUGGGCAAGGAAAGCAGCUAAAUCCCUCCAUAUUUGUGCAUUUAUUGCUUGCUUUGUGUUUGAAAAUAUGGAUUGUUAUGCUUCAGGCCAGUUUGUUAGUCAUUUGGUAACUAAGCAUCCCACAUAACUUAAACUUCAUGAAGUUGUGAUCAGUGUGGUGAGCUGUGACAAAGUUUGCUGUAUCUUGCAACCCGCCUCCCCACUAUGGUCUACUAUGAUCAAAAUAUUUAACAUUGAGCUGUCAACCACACCAAAUAAAUCAAACCACAUGAAA
This is a messenger RNA of Corythoichthys intestinalis (scribbled pipefish), 1053 nucleotides long. RefSeq names its product ferritin, heavy polypeptide 1a (gene fth1a). The record is from RefSeq and is a predicted model, not a curated record. Gene Ontology annotation, molecular function: ferric iron binding; ferrous iron binding. Gene Ontology annotation, biological process: iron ion transport; intracellular iron ion homeostasis. The coding region runs from base 267 to 800 and encodes 177 amino acids. NCBI's taxonomy places the organism in Eukaryota, Metazoa, Chordata, Actinopteri, Syngnathiformes, Syngnathidae. Gene Ontology annotation, cellular component: cytoplasm. The transcript has 5 exons.